CACCCCAUACCAGUACUGCUUUGGGUGAGGUGAAGUGUAGGAGGCGCAGGCGCCCAGACACAGCUGCUACUUACUGGGUAGGCAAGCAACACGAUCAAGCGUGUUGCUCGCCCACUGGCGUGUUUGCGUUUUCACUGCAAGAAAAAAUAUUUAAUCUGGUAACGCGGGUGGACACACACACACACACACCUCAGCAACAAUGAGUGGCGAGAAUGUGAGCCUGAUGUUCAAGCUGUACUGCCUGACUGUGAUGACUCUGGUGGCGGCCACAUACACGGUGGUUUUACGAUACACGAGGACCAUCUCGUCCGGAGACAUGUAUUUCUCCACCACCGCCGUGUGCCUUGCCGAGGUCAUCAAACUAAUACUGAGCACCGGGAUGCUGGCAAGAGAAUCCGGAAGCCCAAGAAAGCUGCUUAAUGUCAUCAAGGAGCACGUGUUCUGCAACCCCAGAGGGCUGCUGAAGCUGAGCGUGCCCUCGGUGGUGUACGCAAUCCAGAACAACAUGAUCUUCCGGGCAUUGAGCAACCUUGAUGCUGCAGUUUAUCAGGUGACGUAUCAACUGAAGAUCCCAUGCACGGCGGUGUGCAUGGUGGUCAUGCUGAGCCGGUCCCUCAGCAAGAGACAGUGGUUCGCCAUCUUCAUGCUGUGCGCCGGGGUCAGCCUCGUGCAGUGGAAGCCUGUCGACAGCGCCAAAGUCCAAAUUGAGCAAAACCCUGUUCAUGGGUUCAUGGCCAUCAUUAUCGCUGUGUUCUGCUCCGGCUUUGCAGGCGUGUACUUUGAGAUGGUGCUGAAGAGCUCCGACACGUCUCUGUGGGUGAGGAAUAUCCAAAUGUACCUGUCUGGCAUCGCCAUCACCUUCAUGGGCAUGCUGGUGACAGACGGUGAGAAGGUCAUGGAAAAAGGCUUCUUCUUUGGCUAUACGCCCUGGGUCUGCUUUGUCGUAUUCCUGGCGAGCGUGGGAGGCCUGUACACAUCCAUCGUGGUCAAGUACACGGACAACAUCAUGAAGGGCUUCUCAGCGGCGGCCGCCAUCGUCCUCUCCACCGUGGCGUCUGUCAUCUUGUUUGGACUGCACAUUACAACCACUUUUAUCUCUGGAGCCGCCCUGGUGUGCCUGUCCAUCUAUCUGUACGGCCUUCCAAAGCACGAGGCAUCCACCGUCAGCCGAGAACGGCUGACAGCCGCAAACCCAGGGUCCAAGCAGAAUCUGGUUACCGUGUGAGCCUGCCAACUCACUCAAGAGACAAUUUGGAGGAGCAGGAGGAGUAAACCUGCCACUCACCUUCCCCAGUCAACAUUGACUCUUUUUUUUUUUUCAAUGUAAUCAUUCUUUAAGAAUCCAAUGCUGCGUGUGGGUUUUGUCUCCACCAAGUCUAAAUGAAGUACUUGCAGCACCACUUACUUUCAGGAGGAAGUUAUUUUUUUUCCUUUGUUACAUUAAGACUGAAAUCUUGUGUCGAUUGAACUCAAAAGUGAGAUUCUGAACAUUUGUUCAAAUGUCAAAUGUUGCACUGUUAGAAAAAACACAAAGGACCAACAACUGCACUUGUUACCUGAUUUCAACGGGACUUUUUCCAACCCGGGCGUCCUCCACAGAUUAUGAAUGUACAGAAUUGUUUUUCAUACUUGAAAUUACAAGAACACAUUACAGUA
Molecule: messenger RNA, 1656 nt
Organism: Hippocampus zosterae (dwarf seahorse)
Lineage: Eukaryota; Metazoa; Chordata; Actinopteri; Syngnathiformes; Syngnathidae
Gene: slc35a1
Product: solute carrier family 35 member A1
Exons: 8
Coding region: 200-1225 (341 amino acids)
Biological process (GO): pyrimidine nucleotide-sugar transmembrane transport
Cellular component (GO): Golgi membrane
Molecular function (GO): pyrimidine nucleotide-sugar transmembrane transporter activity
Source: RefSeq, a predicted model, not a curated record